GUCGGAGACUGAGAAGACCAAAGGGACGAGGGCAAGCCAGCGAGGCCUUUACUGAAGAAAGGAGAAAGAAACGCUUUAGGAAAGGUCGCCAUGAAUCCCAGAGAAGGCCCCAGCGAUAAGACAGGGCGGCAGUACUGGCUGACGCCCCUAAGGCCCGACCAGCAGUUGCCCGAGGCCUUGAAGGUGAAGGGCCACCUGGUACCGGACAGCAGUUCCUCUGAUGAGGAAUCGGUGGAUUUCUCCCUAGACGACUUCCAGAUUGUGGGCAAGGAGACCCUCUUCCAGGUGCUCCAGGACUACGAGAAUAAGGACCAGAUUGUGAGGACGAGGCCGAGGGAGGAGAACGACUCGGCCGUGGAAAAGACUCGGGACCGCCCGCCCGGCAGCUCCCUGUACCACGUGAAGCUGAGCCAGUCCGACCUCGAGCUGCUCGAGAAAGGCGCGGGCCCCCCCCCCAAGCCGCUGAGCAAGAGCAGCGAGUACCGGCUCAAGGCCCAGCACCUGCUCAAGUUGGCCGAUCGCCUCCUGACCAAGGGCCAGGCCUCGGAGGAGGAGGAGCCCCGCCCCUCCAAGGGAGGGCACCGCGUGCACGGCCACUCGACGAAGCGCCCGUCUUUGCACAGCCCGGACGAGGCGGGCAGAGCCCACGGGCCGGCCCCGAGCCGCACCACGGAAGACGGGUCGGCGAGGCUCGAGAACCUCGAGGACAAGAACAACGACAGCAACGAGGGGCCGUCGUUCCGAGGGAGCCCGAGAGGGACACGCCACAAGGUCGGGAGCCCCGGGCCUCCGCUCUCUUCCGGCUCCCAGAGCGACCCCCCGCCGCGCGUUGUCAGCCUCGUCCCCAUGCCGCGGCAGCUCCCCUUAACCUACUUCACCCCCCCUAUGAGCUUCUCGGCCUCCCAAGACCUCCGGGAGGAGGACGACCAGGAGAAAGAGAAGCAGGAGAAAGAGGAGGAGGACGACCACGACGACCCACUCAUGUUCCCAGACCAGGCUUCAAAGAAGUUUUCUGGAGAUGUCUUAAGAGCUCACAAUGACUAUAGACAGAAACAUGGCUGCCCCCCAAUAAAACUCGACAACAAACUGAACCGUGAUGCACAACAGUAUGCAGAGGCACUGGCUAUUACAAAGGUUCUCAAACAUAGCUCAGAAUCCAGUAGGGGAAAUUGUGGAGAAAAUCUAGCAUGGGCUUCAUAUGAUCAACCAGGACAGGAUGUAGCUGACAGAUGGUAUAGUGAAAUAAGAAAUUAUGACUUUAAGAGUCCAGGAUUCUCCCCAGAAUCAGGACAUUUUACAGCAAUGAUAUGGAAGAGCACAAAGAAGAUGGGGAUUGGAAAGGCCUCUGCAAAUGAUGGUUCUUCAUAUGUGGUUGCCAGAUACUUUCCAGCUGGAAAUAUUGUCAAUCCUGGUUUCUUUGAAGAAAACGUCCCUCGUCCUGAAAAGAAAUGAUUUUGAAAACGCAAACAUUAAUUGUGGACUGCAGAGUGUAACAGUGAAAAAGUCUAUGAAAUCUGAAGCUUGAUGCCUAUGUUUACCUGUCGCUUUGACAGCACACACUCUAAUACACAUUAUGAGUGUGAAUUGACUUAAGGCUUAAAAUAAACAUUUAAUGAUAUGAUACAGCUACUUGGACUAUCAUUAUAUGAACUUUGCAUUAAAAAAAAGUAAUCAUUUCUUGUAACUUUUUUUAAAAAGCAAAUUGAUUGUAUAUUCUCCUCCUAUACUGUGUCCAGAACUCUGUUUUCUAAAUUUCCAUUAUUUUGAAAACAACUGAAGUGCUACAUUUAUCUUUAUGCAUUAUAGUUUGGUAUUAUUAUGAAUAUUGAAAAUAGUUUAAAAAACCUUAUGAUUUAUUCAUUUUAACUGAAAUCAAUUUUUGGUUUUAAAAUUAUAAAAAUAUUCCAACAUGAAUUUAUCAUCUUUGUAAAAGUUGAUAUGACCCGUAAGCUAAUCACCUUCCAGUGUGACAGAGAUACAAAAUCUAUGACAAACUUCACUUCCUCUUACACUUCCUAAUUUUUUUAAAAAGAAAAAUCUUCUAUAUUUCAGAACACCAUCAAGUUGGUCACGUCACGGUAUGGACGCUGGAUUUGGGUGAUUCCUGUGUUCAUGGCGAAGACCUAUCACACCAGCCUAUAUAUUGGCUUCAAUACUUUAAUAUUUUCCAGGCUGCACACCACCUUUUUUGACACAUAUUACAACCCAUCUGUGACAUAGUAUACAGUCUGCAUGAGUUUCUCUGCCUUCAAAAUUUAUCACUCAUUGACUUACCUUUUACUUAUAAGCCACUUCACAUCUAGCUAGGCUGGGCUUAGAUAACAGGAAUUCUGGCCACGUCCUUAACUCCAAACUUUUCUCAUUUGGGAAACCUUGCCUUCAGGAACCCAAAGUCACCUAAGUGCCCAUAUAUCAGAGUAAGACUUUAGUGAAUGAUUAACAUGUAUACAGCUAUAUGUGUACAUAUAUGCAGACAUGUAGCAUAAAACUUUAAACGAGGCAAAAGAAGCACUCUUUUUCCCCAUCCACGAUUUCUUAUUUCCUUGAACUUGACUGUGACCUUAGACAAGACUUCUCAGGACAGACCUGGAUGAGUUUGGUGGGAUUUGAAGGAUUAUUAACCGUUUCCUUGCUAUGGACCCUGCUAUCUCAAAGCAGGAAAUGAACAAAAGCAGUAUUCCUGGCAGCUCUGUAGUAUUACAGAUGUGCUAAUAUUGCCUCCCAGAGUCAUGUCAAAUGCACACAACUUAAAGGUCACAACACAAGUCACGUGUCCUUGAGAGAUUUUAGCAUAAAUAAUCCUGUGUUCUUUAGUUUGGUUCAGUAUUUAUAUUUGUGAAGUAUUUGCCUUAAGGUUAAAAUAUAUGUGCAUUUACAUAUUCAAACAUUGUAGCUAAUUAAUUCAAAAGAUCAUUCCCCAGAGUGUAUAUUCUAGAAAUUGAUGUUGUCUAUUAUUUCAGUUAUCUCUCCUUCGAAAAACCAGCUGUAGGAUUUGAAAUUGGUGUUUUACAAAUUCCAACUUAGAGUAAGUUUGAGUAGAAUGUUUUACGUUGUCAAAAUUGUUUGGUUUUUUUUAACGCUAAUUUUUUAUUCCUAAUGUAAUCCAGGGAUUUAAUGUUAUAGAGAACAUUAGAAAAUAAACCAUAUUUUUCAAAAAAUACAUUAUUGUGAA
Molecule: messenger RNA, 3172 nt
Organism: Phascolarctos cinereus (koala)
Lineage: Eukaryota; Metazoa; Chordata; Mammalia; Diprotodontia; Phascolarctidae
Gene: GLIPR2
Product: GLI pathogenesis related 2
Cellular component (GO): extracellular region
Source: RefSeq, a predicted model, not a curated record